AUGCAUACGUUUGCCGAUCCACUGGCGCGAGCAGUACAGGUAGCCGCUGGCAAAACAGCUGUUAUCGAUCAGGAUAAAACUUUUACCUACAGCGAGUUGCAGGAUCGCUGCGGGCGCCUGGUCAAAGGUCUAUAUGCGCUGGGUUUACAAAAGGGGGAUCGGGUGGCGAUCUGGGCCAACAACUGCCACCAGUACAUUGAAGCUUAUGUGGGUGUGCCCGCCGGUGGCCUGGUCAUUGUGCCUUUGAAUACGCGCCAUGCAGAACCAGAGCUGCGCUAUGCGUUAGAAGAUUCCGGCACCCGGGUACUGCUGACCGACAGGCCUGCUGAAGGUCUGCAGGACAUCGUUGAACAUGUCAUCAGCCUCGAUGACGCUUACGAAAAUCUGCUUGCCGCUGAGCCUGCUGCUUUAGGGGUUGGCGUGCAGGAAAAUGACCUGGCUGGAUUGUUUUAUACCGGAGGCACAACGGGCCAGUCGAAGGGGGUGAUGUUGAGUCACCGCAAUCUGAUUUCAAACACGUUUCACUGGCUCUCCUCUGCGCCGCAAAGUGAUCAGGAUGUGAUGUUGGUGAUGGCGCCGCUUUUUCAUGCGGCAGGCUCCAAUGGGGUGUUGUCUUCCAUCUGGACCGCCGGUGCUCAGCUGACCCUGGGUGCUUUUGCACCGGGAGAAGUGUUAGAUCUGAUUGAGCGUCACAAAGUGAGCAUGACGCUGGGUGUGCCGACCAUGCUUGCUGCCAUGGCAGAAGAACAGCAUGUGAACCCGCGUGAUGUGUCGAGCUUGCGGUCUAUCGGUCAUGGCGGAUCGCCUAUUGCAACCGAAGUACUGCGUCGUACCUGUACGGCUUUUCCCGGGGCAGAAUUGAUUGAAGUUUAUGGCGCUACAGAGUUGUCGCCGUUAACGACUACCUUGCGCAAUGAACAAAAUCUGUUGGGUGAUGAGCGUGCGCGAUCUUGUGGCCAAUCUAUUCCAGGUGUUGAUGUCAGAAUUCUGGACGAAACUGGCCAUGCCUUGCCUAGUGGAGAGAUUGGUGAAGUCGUGGUGCGUGGUCCCAAUGUCAUGAGGGGUUACUGGAAUAAACCUGAACAGACCGCAGCAGUGCUGAAAGACGGCGCUUACUGGACCGGUGAUCUUGGCUAUAUGGAUGAAGCUGGAUUUGUCUACCUGGUGGACCGCAGUAAAGACAUGAUUGUCACAGGUGGCGAAAAUGUGUACUGCACGGAGGUUGAAGAAGUGCUCUAUAAACAUGAAGCGGUACUGGAAGCCGCGGUUUAUGGCAUCCCUGACGAAAAAUGGGGCGAAGCAGUUUAUGCAACGGUGGUGCCGCGCGCCGAGCACAGCAAUAUUGACCCCGAGGACCUGUUGGCGUUCUGUCGCGAAUCCAUUGCCGGUUACAAAGAUCGCAUUAACAAAUUUGCCGACGCCACCCUUGACCAGCAAUGGAUCCAUGUUGACCCGGAGCGCGCAAAAAAUGGUCCCUUCGGUGCGCCAAUAGCCCACGGCCAGCUGACCAUGUCAAUUAUGAGCUUCCUGCCCGGUGGUAGUGGUAUUGGCUUGCCAGCGCUGGAAGGUAUGAAAAUGGGUAUUAACUAUGGUUGGAACAAGGUGCGUUUUAUGUCGCCGGUUGCUGUUGGACCGAUGCUGGAAGCGAUAAACGAGCUCACUGUCGAAAUUGAAGGCGUAUGUGUAGCGUCCCACAUUGGUGACACGGAUUAUGUUGUACGGGCUGAAGAGCUGGGUUACACCCAUGCGUGGCUCGCUGAUUCUCAGAUGUUGUGGUCAGAUUGUUAUGCAACGCUUGCGUUGGUUGCGCAUAAAACAUCACAUAUCCAGAUCGGUACUGGCGUUGCAGUCAGUGGCACCCGGCCCGCACCGGUCAACGCAGCAGCCAUCGCAACGAUCAAUGCGUUAGCGCCAGGCCGCACGUUUUUUGGUGUGGGUGCAGGUAAUACCGCACGCCGAGUGAUGGGGCUGCCGCCCCAGCGGAUCAAAGAGUUUGAAGCCUAUCUGCAGCAGUUGGUGCCUUUGUUGAAAGGUGAAGAAGCACUGUUGCCGGUAGGCAAAGAGCAGACGUCACCUAUUCGACAUAUCAUGCCGGACAAAGGCUUUGUCAAUUUCGCGGAUCCUAUUGCCCUGUAUGUAUCCGGAUUUGGGCCUAAGUCGCUGGCCCUGGCGGGAAAAUACGGAGACGGUGCCGUGCUGGCGCUGGUGGGUGAUCCCGGCGCCAUGUCGAGUGUCUGGCACAUGAUGCAGGCUGGUGCGCGUGAUGGUGGUCGCGAAAUAGCACCCCAGGGUGAUUUUUAUACCACCGCGCUAACCACUAUGGUUGUUCUGGAUGAAGGCGAGGCGCUCGACUCACCCCGAGUGAAAAGUGAGUGUGGCGCGAUGGCUAUGGCAACUGUGCAUUACGCUUAUGACCAGUUCCGUAACUUUGGCCAUCAACCACCCAAUGCCCUUGCCGGUAUCUGGGAUGACUAUACUAAACUGUUGGAGAGUUACCCCGCCGAGCGGCGACACCAGCGCAUUCACGCUGGGCAUAACUGCUGGGUGCUGGAGGAAGAAGAGCGUUUUCUCACGCCGGAAGUGCUGGCUGCAUCCAGCAUGAUAGGUACGCGCAGCGCACUGAUAGAACAGAUACAACAAUUGUCGGCAGUGGGUCUGGAACAGAUUAUGAUCCUGCCCAACUUUGAUACCCGCUACGAUGUGUUGGAGCGCGUGGCGCAGGACAUCAUCCCGAAUGUAUGA
Molecule: messenger RNA, 2742 nt
Organism: Symbiodinium pilosum
Lineage: Eukaryota; Dinophyceae; Suessiales; Symbiodiniaceae
Source: the annotation of a GenBank genome assembly